AUGGCAAGCUCGCUACGAUCCUCGACACCUUCGAGGCUGGCGCUCCGUGCGCUCACACGACACGAUGCUACCCAAGCUUGUGCGAUUUCUACCAACAUCAAGGUGGCAUCAACAUCAUCAACGUCCAGCUCAUCCGCAUCGCGAGUCGAGUCGCGAGGCUAUGCUUCUCCAUCGGCGCCGGCUUCCAUGGCCACACCCAUCGAGGUGGCGCAACCCGACAUCCGCGCCGGUGUUGGAAGCAAGCAAGGUUCGGGCAAGAGCCUGCUCAACGACAUUCUGCUGGCUGCUCCCAAGCACUCGACGGCCAAUCGACCGAUCUACCUGGAUGCACAAUCCACCACGCCCGUCGACCCGCGCGUGGUCGACAAGAUGAUGCCCUACAUGACCAACCAAUACGGAAACCCGCACUCCAGAACGCACGCCUACGGUUGGGAGUCGGAAAAGGGAGUCGAGGAGGGCCGUGAGCACAUUGCCAGUCUGAUUGGUGCUGAUCCCAAGGAGAUCAUCUUUACCUCGGGCGCUACCGAAUCCAACAACAUGGCCAUCAAGGGUGUUGCGCAUUUCUACAAGUCCAAGAAGAACCACAUUAUCACCACACAGACCGAGCACAAGUGUGUGCUUGACUCGUGCCGUCGUCUGCAGGAGGAAGGGUUUGAGGUGACCUACCUGCCUGUACAGUCCAACGGGCUGAUCGACCUCAAGCAGCUCGAGGAGGCGCUUCGACCCACCACUGCGCUUGUCUCGAUCAUGACGGUCAACAACGAGAUUGGUGUCAUCCAGCCCAUCAAGGAGAUCGGCCAGUUGCUCAAGACCAAGGGCGCUGAGCUGUCCAAGCAGGGUGGCCGAGGCGCAUCCAAGCCUUUCUUCCACACCGACGCCGCACAGGCUGCGGGCAAGAUUCGGCUCGACGUCAACGAGUUGGGGAUCGAUCUGAUGAGCUUGUCGAGCCACAAGCUGUACGGUCCUAUGGGAAUCGGUGCUUGCUACAUCCGACGUCGUCCUCGUGUUCGUCUGGAACCCAUCAUUAACGGUGGUGGACAGGAGCGUGGACUGCGUUCGGGUACGCUCGCUCCUCCGCUCAUUGCAGGAUUCGGAGAAGCGGCACGUCUGGCCAAGCAGGAGCUCGCCUAUGACCAUGCGCACAUCAGCAAGCUCUCGCAGCGUCUGCGCAACCACCUCGAGGCCAAUAUGACGCACGUGCUGUUCAACGGCGAUCAGAACGGCUACCCAGGCUGCCUGAACCUCACGUUUCAGUACGUUGAAGGUGAAUCGCUGCUCAUGGCGCUCAAAGACAUUUGCCUUUCGUCAGGAUCGGCCUGUACAUCUGCAUCGCUUGAGCCGUCGUACGUGCUGCGUGCGCUCGGCUUGAACGAUGAAAACGCUCACUCGUCGUUGCGAUUCGGUAUCGGCCGAUUUACUACCGAGGAGGAGGUGGACUAUGUGGCUGACAAGAUCAUCAAGGUGGUCAACAAGUUGCGCGACAUGAGCCCUCUGUGGGAGAUGGUACAAGAAGGUGUUGAUCUGUCCGAAGUGCAAUGGUCUGGUUGA
Mycosarcoma maydis (corn smut) is the source of this 1548-nucleotide messenger RNA. RefSeq names its product putative cysteine desulfurase (tRNA splicing protein SPL1). The transcript has a single exon. Gene Ontology annotation, molecular function: cysteine desulfurase activity; pyridoxal phosphate binding. Bases 1 to 1548 code for a protein of 515 amino acids. Lineage: Eukaryota; Fungi; Basidiomycota; Ustilaginomycetes; Ustilaginales. Gene Ontology annotation, cellular component: mitochondrion; cytosol; nucleus. Gene Ontology annotation, biological process: [2Fe-2S] cluster assembly. The record is from RefSeq and is a predicted model, not a curated record.